AUGAUGAAGAUGGAGAAUGCAAAGGACGAGAGCGGGUUUGUGGACUCGCUUGAGAAGCUUUUGAAGCAGUGUCAAGGAACAGGAGCGCAUAUCGACGAGCUUGGAGCUUGCGUUUAUCCGCCGCAGGAGAUUAGUAAGAUGAAGCAAGCGGUGGAGGUAAUAGAGGGGAAUGUUGAUGAGUUCGAGGCUGAAGUUGAGCGUUUGCAGAGUUCUUCAGACGCGUUUUCGGGAGCUUGUGGGAAGCUGCGAAGGUCGAUCAAACACAUGGAGACUGAGUUGGAUAAAAGAUGUGAAGAUGAAGUCGUUGUUGAAAUGCAGAAUGUUACUCUUGGAAGUUAUAAAAGUUUGGAUUUUUUUGCAAUAUUUCUUUGA
This is a messenger RNA of Microthlaspi erraticum, 372 nucleotides long. NCBI's taxonomy places the organism in Eukaryota, Viridiplantae, Streptophyta, Magnoliopsida, Brassicales, Brassicaceae. The record is from the annotation of a GenBank genome assembly.